AUGCCCCUCAAGAUCAUCAUCGUAGGAGCUGGCAUCGGUGGCUUCACUGCGGCAAUUGCUUUAAGGGAACAGGGUCAUGAAGUUACUAUUUUCGAACAAUCCCAAUUUGCCUCGGAAUAUGGUGCUGCGAUUCAUAUUCAACCGAAUGCGAACGGAAUAUUGAAAAGAUUGGGUGUAUUUCUGGAGGAGAGCGGCGCAAAUUCUUUGCAUUGGAUGACAGAGUACACAUCAUCCGGCUCAUUGAACCGGACUAUGGAUCUAAUUGAGGAAGACAAGCAAUGGCAUCAUCCCUGGUUCCUAGCCCACCGCGUGCAACUCCACUCCCAUCUUAAAUCCAAAGCCCUCACUUUAUUUCCCCCACACCCUCCCAUUACCCUCCUCACCUCCCACAAAGUAACCACUCUCGAUCCCACUACAUCCACCGUGUAUUUCUCAAACGGUACAUCCUGCACCGGCGAUCUGAUCAUCGGUGCAGAUGGCGUCCACAGCCUCACUCGUUCCUUUGUCCAAACCCCAGAUAGCAAAAUCUCCCCUUUCGCGUGUGGAAAAAGCGCUUAUCGUUUUCUUCUCUCUCGUUCCUCCGUUCUUUCUAACCCCAAAACUGCAAAAUUCAUGCAGAAAGAUGGGGAACUGAUCAUGUGGUUUGGGACCGAUCGGCGCGUGAUAAUUUAUCCAACUUCUUCUAAUUCCUUACUUAAUUUCGUUUGUUUACAUCCUGAUACAUUGUCUGAAAAUACGGAUAAUGGAGAGGGAUGGGGAAAGGGAGGUGAUAAAAAGAAUUUGUUGAAGAUUUAUGAGGGUUGGGAUGAAGAUAUGUUGGAGCUGUUGAGAAUGGCUCCUUUGUCUGAUGCCUCUGAUACAAAUGCAACCGGCGCCCUCAAAGUCUGGCGUCUUCUUGACAUGCAUCCACUCCCCACUUUUACAAAGGAAAAUCUUGUAUUGCUAGGCGACGCAGCACAUCCAUAUCUACCUCACCAAGGUCAGGGGGCCGGCAGCGCUAUUGAAGAUGCAGCUGCUUUAGCAGUGGUUCUCUCGGGCGAUGUGAGAAAAGAAGAUAUUCAAGAACGGUUGAAAUUGUACGAGGAAAUCAGAAUGGGGAGAGCUCAUCGGAUUCAGGAAUUUUCGAGGGUUUUAGGAAGAGAUCCUGGGGAGGGAAAUGAUGUUAUUAUUGAUAUUCGCCAAUUCGUGAACCACAACUUGCAGCAUGACGAAUGGGAUAAUUCUACCCAUGAACUCCGAAAAUGGAUGUGGAAACGCAAUCCUCAUCUUUCUGCUUACUAUUUAAGACCCGCUAGUUUUGGACCCCUCCCCUCUCCCGGUCUUCCUCAUCAAUAUACAACCAAACAGACCUCGUCAGGACCUGGAACCUCAUCAAUUUUAAACCCCCACCUCAAUUCCGCCCUCACAAAAACCACAGCAACACUAACCUUCACCACCUCACGCACACUCCUCCAAAACUUCUUCCCCAUCGAUUCCGACAAAUUUCGCAUUAUCCAUCCAGGAUGUAUCUCAACCGCUUCUUGGCGCUGGACUCGUUGGGUAUUCGAUACCCCAGAAACAUCCACAGAUGUGAAUCUAGAUGCCUCUCCAGAGACAUACGAGCAACUAUGGUUUUGCAUCGAGAAUGUGGAGUACACUACAGACGAAGGAAAUACUCUGCAAGGAACAUUCGUACCGAUGGUUUUUGAGACUACUUCUUUGUAUAGAUCUGCGACGCAAAUUAUCAAGAGUGAUGAUGAGGAAGAACAUGAUGCCGAGAUAGCUACACAUGAACUCCUCAUUUGUAGUCGGGAAACGGGCCAGCGGAUUGUGAAUUUGCGGCUGGAAAAUCUGGUAGCAGUUUCUAGAGAAGAGAAGGAUAAGGAUAAGGACGGAGAGCAAAAGAAAAAAGAUACAAAAACCGAAGAAGAAACAAAAGGUCUCCUAUCAUGGCGAUACGAAGAAACCCUUUCUUCCGACACAGAUAUCAAACUUAACCCUACAACGCCAACUCCAACUCCAUCUCUCCCCCAGGGAAAAAUUCACUACACGCCUGUCCUUGCUCCUCCCUCUUCAGCAUAUAUUUCUACCUCUUUAGAAACCUCCACACCCCCAUUCUCAUCGUUCAAUGUCAAUCACCAUGACCAUGAAGAUACCGACAAGAUCCCGUGCGAAAUUAAAGGUUUCAUGUCGAGUCCGGAACUUGCACCUGCUCGUUUGCAUGAUGAGUAUGAUGAUGGGGAGAGGGAGAAAGGAAAGGAGAAAGAGAAAGAGAAAGAGAGGAGGGAUGUCAUAGAGACUAUGGUUAAGAGAUUGGAGGAAGUAUCUUGCUAUGAGGUUUUGGGCGCGAGGAUGGAGGUUAUGGAGAUGGGGGGUUGA
This is a messenger RNA of Botrytis byssoidea, 2358 nucleotides long. RefSeq lists its product as uncharacterized. Bases 1 to 2358 code for a protein of 785 amino acids. Gene Ontology annotation, molecular function: monooxygenase activity; FAD binding. The transcript is spliced from 6 exons. The record is from RefSeq and is a predicted model, not a curated record. NCBI's taxonomy places the organism in Eukaryota, Fungi, Ascomycota, Leotiomycetes, Helotiales, Sclerotiniaceae.